Triticum dicoccoides is the source of this 2010-nucleotide messenger RNA. Its product is annotated as filaggrin-2-like. The record is from RefSeq and is a predicted model, not a curated record. The transcript is spliced from 2 exons. Bases 103 to 1803 code for a protein of 566 amino acids. NCBI's taxonomy places the organism in Eukaryota, Viridiplantae, Streptophyta, Magnoliopsida, Poales, Poaceae.
GCUGCCACAUACAGCAGAGCACAAAGCAACUAGCAAAACAAAAACACAAGCUAGCCGUAGUAGUAAGAGCAAGUAGCCAGGAGCCCAAGCAAGCAAGCAGCCAUGUCCAUCGUCAAGCGUGCUUUGGGCUUCGGCGGUGGCUACGGCCAGAGCAAGCCCGUGAUAAGCUACCACACCCAGAACUCCGACUCCGUGACCACCGUCAUGACGGAGAUCAGCCACAUGAGCCUCAACGAGAAGCAGGCGGGGUACAACGGCGCCGUGCAGAAGACGGCCUCCCUCACGGAGCUGUGCUCUGAGGAUGCCGAGGUGCAGAAGCACGGCUACGGGCAGCAGGCGUACGGGGGCGACGUCGGAGGGUUCGACGCUCUCUUCCGCGACAACGCCGCGCAGAAGCACGGCGAGCAGAAGGCGUCGUCGUACCAGCAUGAGAGCGGCGCCGGAGGGUACAGCGCUCACCACCACGAAAGCUCCGUGCAGAAGCACGACGCCUAUGUCGGGCAGAAAGCGUCGUCGUACCAGCAUGGAGGCUACGAUGCUGUCAGCCACGACAGCACCGGCGCCACGCAGAAGCAUGGCUACGGUGAGCAGAAAGCUUAUGGAGCUGAAGCCCACCGCGACAGCUCGGCGCAGAAGCACGGCUACGGCGAGCAGAAGGCGUAUGGUGGUCACCACCAGGACGGCAAGGUCCAGAAGAGCGGCUAUGGCGGCGAGCAUACGGCGUACCACCAGGACAGCAAGGUCCAGAAGCAUGGCUACGGCGAGAAGGCGCACGGCUACGGCGAGCAGAAGGCUUACGACAGCAAGGUCCAGAAGCACGGCUACGGCGAGCAGACGGCGUACGACAGCAAGGUCCAGAAGCACGGCUACGGCGAGCAGACGGCGUACGACAGCAAGGUCCAGAAGCACGGCUACGGCGAGCACAAGGCGUACGACAGCGCGGUCCAGAACCAGAAGCACGGCUACGGCGAGCAUGGGAGCGCCACCGCCGCCCUCCAGCACGACAGCUACGGCGGCGCGAAGAAGCACGGCUACGGCGGCGAGCAGAAGGCGUACAAGCACGGCGCUGCAGCGGGAGGGUACGACGCCGUCCACCACAACAGCUCAGUGCAGAACUACGGCUACGGCGAGCAGAAGGCGUCGUACCAGCACGGGAGCGACGCCGGAGGGUACGGCGGUGUCCACCACGGCUACGGUGGUGGGCAGAAGGCUUACGGGCACGGCGCUGAUGCCGGAGGGUACGACGCUGCUUUCCAGUACGGCGGCCCGAAGCAGACGAAGCACGGCUACGGCGGCGGGCAGAUGGCCGGAGGGUACGACUCUGCUUUCCAGCACGGCGGCUAUGGCGGGCAGAAGGCGUCGUACCAGCAAGGGUGCGACGGCGGCAUCGCCGGGUACGACGCGCUCGUCCAGAAGAAGCAGGGGAGCUACGUCGGCGGGCACAAUGCGUACCCGCAGCAAGGGUGCGCCGGCGGCGACGUCGCAGGGUAUGAUGCUCUUGUCCGACUCCGGCAGAUGCAGAAGCAGCAGCAGUACAACCAGGCCGGAUGCGAGAGCGACGAAGAGAGCGAGGAGGAUAGCGACUGCGAAGAGGAGGUGCUGGGCGGCGGAUACGGCAUGCAUAAAUACGCCGCCGGCAGCACCAUGCCCGGCGGCACGCAGUACUACUCCGCGUACGAGCGCCGCCAGCAGCUCGGCGGCGGGAGCCAGUACGAGGCGUACGAGAGCUCCACCACCCAGGGGUACUCCGGCGGCGGCUACGGCGGCGGGUGGGCGCAGCCCAAGAAGCACAGCUACUACUGAGCUCCUGCGUCCUGCCCACCGGCGACGACUACCAGCGUGAUACAAUCCUACCUACAGUGAUACUUAUCUGCUCAUGCUCCUGCAUGUGUAUGCCAGUAUUUGGUGGACCUUUGCAUUGCAAAAGUGUCUAAAUAAGAUGUACUUCUAACUGAUAUUCUGCAUCCACCAUAAGUGGCAUCGGUACAAUAAUUUACUAGUACACAAGUC